Molecule: messenger RNA, 153 nt
Organism: Paramecium octaurelia
Lineage: Eukaryota; Ciliophora; Oligohymenophorea; Peniculida; Parameciidae
Source: the annotation of a GenBank genome assembly
AUGACCUCAAUAUUAAUUAUUCAAUUAGGGAUUGAUGGGUUAUAGUAAUGGAAGUUUCUUUUUCGAAAGUAUAAGACAAUAAGGAAAAUAGCCUAAUAUAUAUUGAAGGCAUUUAAAAAGAAAAAAAAAGCUUCGCCUAUCAUUUUCUAAUGA